GAGUAGAGAGGAUGAUGAGACGCUAAGAAUUCAACUCCGUCGCCUAACUUGAAACCUUUUAUUAUUAGCGGAGGCGUCGGUGUGGGUGCUGCUCUCGUCGGGACAAGCCGAAGAUCUUUCCUCCCUUUGGCCAUGGCGUCCUCACCAACUUCCCUCCAAAUACUCGAUCAGUUCCAGAUCUCUCCUCCACCGGGCUCCGUCCCUGAGACCUCCCUCCCCCUAACCUUCUUCGACAUCGUCUGGCUCUUCACCGGCCCCGUCGAGCGUGUCUUCUUCUACCCAUUUCCCCACCCUACCUCCCACUUCGUCACCCACCUCCUCCCCACCCUCAAGUCCUCCCUCUCUCUCACCCUCCAACACUUCUACCCCUUGGCCGGCCGUGUCAGGCCCUCCCCUGACCCAUCCUCCGAUGCCGAGUUCGAGAUCUGCUCCUCGGGUGGCGAUUCCGUUGCUUUGAUCUUGGCAGAGUGCUCCCAUGAUUUCCAUCAAUUGUCAGGCGACCACCCUCGCAACUUCGGGGAAUUAUACGAAUUGAUCCCCCAAUUACCCCAUUCUAACGAUGGCACGAUUCCGCUGCUAGCCCUGCAGGUGACUCUGUUCCCGGAGCACGGCAUCAGCAUCGGCGUUGCGAUCCACCAUGUGGCGUGCGACGACUCCAGCUCGAUGCAUUUCAUCAAGUCAUGGGCAGCUGCUUGCAGGCUAGGAGGCUCGGACUCUCCAGUCACGCCGCCUCCCUUGCAUGACCGGAGCGCGAUCGCCGAUCCCGAUGGGUUGUACUCGAAAAUACUCGCAGAAAUCGAGGGACUAAGAGCCGGCGGACCGCCGCCGGCGCCGCCCCCUCCGGAAUCGCCAUCGGUCGGUGCCGAGCGACCCUGUGUGGUUAUUGCCUCGUUCUCCCUCACCCGAGACCAAAUCGAAAGGCUCAAACAGCUUGUACUGGAAAAAUCCAGGAAGGGCGAGGCGUCGCCGAUUCAUUGCUCGGCCUUCGUGGUGGCUUGCGCAUUUGCCUGGAAGUGUCUCGUUAAAGCUCAGGGAGGGUAUGCGAGCGCAAGCAAGAAGACUGCCCAUCUACUGUUCUCGGUGGAAUGCAGGAGCCGCUUGAAGCCGCCGGUCCCCGCCGAGUACUUUGGGAAUUGCUUAAGGCCUUGUUUUGUGGAGCUGCCAAUGUGCGAUCUUGUUAAGGAUGAUGGUGUUUUGUUUGCAGCUGAGGCUAUUGGUAGAGCUAUCAAGUUGUUGGAAGAUGGAGUUCUCAAGGGUGCAGAGGGGUGGUUUCAGAAGAUUGUUUCUUUGAUGCCGGAGCAGCCCAUGUCGGUCGCCGGAUCGCCUAAGUAUAGAGUCUAUGAUGCUGAUUUCGGGUGGGGAAGGCCGAAGAAGGUCGAGGUGGCAUCGAUUGAGAAGACGCCCGGCACGAUAUCGCUUGCAGAGGGUAGGGAAGAGCAAGGAGGAAUUGAGAUUGGUGUGGUGCUACCGAAGGAUGAGAUGGAUGAAUUCAGCUCUUGCUUCUCUAGUGGCUUAAAACUUCUUUGAAUUAAUGUUCUAGUUGCUUGAGUUUGAUUGUUGAUUUGUUAUAUCAGGAAACUGUUAAGAGCUACAUUGAAUUUUCCUCAGUUUGUCUCGAGUUUCUGAGUUUAUAAUGGCAAUUAGUGAAGUGAAGUGGACUACUAAUUCUGAGAUGUAAAGCAGAGAGAGAGAGAGUAGAUUGCUUAAUUA
Messenger RNA from Phoenix dactylifera (date palm), 1710 nucleotides. RefSeq names its product phenolic glucoside malonyltransferase 1-like. The record is from RefSeq and is a predicted model, not a curated record. Lineage: Eukaryota; Viridiplantae; Streptophyta; Magnoliopsida; Arecales; Arecaceae.